Didymella exigua CBS 183.55 is the source of this 1830-nucleotide messenger RNA. RefSeq lists its product as uncharacterized. Gene Ontology annotation, molecular function: cyclin-dependent protein serine/threonine kinase regulator activity; protein kinase binding. NCBI's taxonomy places the organism in Eukaryota, Fungi, Ascomycota, Dothideomycetes, Pleosporales, Didymellaceae. The record is from RefSeq and is a predicted model, not a curated record. The transcript has 2 exons. Gene Ontology annotation, biological process: regulation of cyclin-dependent protein serine/threonine kinase activity. The coding region runs from base 1 to 1830 and encodes 609 amino acids. Gene Ontology annotation, cellular component: nucleus; cyclin-dependent protein kinase holoenzyme complex.
AUGCCUCACGCCCUCCCCCGGGAGCCUUCCUUCAACUUCCACUUCUCAUCCGCAGCUCGACCCACCACCAAGUUCGACUCGAGUACCGUUCAGAUGCAGCUUCCCAUACCUCGCAUAUCAAAUGGCUAUGAGCUGUCAGCGUCCAGGCGGCCCUUGACCCCUCCUGAGUCAACAACUUCAGCAAUCAAGGUUGUAUCAUUACCGCCGAACCAAGGUGUCGGUCAGCAGUUUGGCUACCAACUACCUGCGAUCGGCAACUCUAGGUCAGCAACAGCCACGAUAAGCCCCACCACACAGAGACAAUUGCAGCAACGACCACAAGAAGUCGCCCAGACACCGCGCAAAAAGUGGUCGAUAUCACCCAACCUCCGAAUCCCCUCGACCAUCAGCACACCGCAGGAGGGACUGCCCCAAUUAGCAGCCGAGAUAACGUGCCUUUUUUGGUUCGAAAGCUCCAAGGUCCUGAACCAGGUCACAGAUCCCAAAUUGUCCCCGCACCAGACACAGCCCCUCGUACCGGACGCGAUACCGACCAGCGGAUUCCGCAAAUGGGUAGCAACUAUUUUGACCACGACGCAGGUCGCUCAGAAUGUCAUCCUCCUGGCCCUCCUGUUCGUGUGGAAGUUGAAGCAGACCAACCCUAGCGUCAAGGGCAAGCCUGGUAGCGAGUAUCGACUUUUGACCGUUGCAUUGAUGCUCGGCAACAAGUUUCUCGAUGACAACACAUACACUAACAAGACCUGGGCGGAGGUGUCUGGUAUUUCGGUUCAAGAGGUCCACAUCAUGGAGGUUGAGUUCCUGAGCAACAUGCGGUACAGCCUGUACACAUCGAAAGAGAAAUGGGAAGAGUGGCACAAGGUUCUUGGCAAGUUCGGCACCUUCUACGAUCGAGCUUCGAAGGCCCCUGCGGCUGGCAAGAUUAGCCCACCCACGCCCUCGCUCGCGGUUCCACAGAACUUCAUUCCAUCUCCCACGAAUCUGCAGACUUCUCCGCCAACCACCAUGUACUCGCCCAGUCACUUGGCAUUCUCCAACAACACCCCCCUUCUGCAGCCCCAGGCAACAUCUGCACAGGUUUCGCCUAUUGGAUCUCUUCCUCCUCUAGGACCCAUUGUGCAACGCAAGCGAAGCACUGAUCACAGCGCUGAACCGCCAAUGAAAAGACAGGCCCAUGGAUUCGCACCUGGACCUUACGCUAAUGCUCCACUUGUAUCGACAUUGCAAACGCCCAUCAACAAGUCGUUCGAGCCACCGCCAUCGGUCAACAGAUUGCCCCCCCUGCCAAGCCUUGCUAUUCCACUUCCACAGCAACAGCACAUGCCUGCUACUCAGGUCAGGAGCUGGUCAGAUCUGCCUUUGCCGGCCUCUGGCAACCGUUCCAUGGCCAUGGUGUAUCCACCGCCGGUCCAGUGGCAGCAGCCAGUCAGUACACCAACCUCCUCGGCUACGACUCCCUUCUCUACGCACCACACACCUACCGCGGAUCGCUCUCGCCAGAUCAGUCCCUUCGGGCACUCGAAUAACUCAUCUCCGACUAGUGCCUCUUUCCCCGCUGCACCACGACAAUUGUCUCCCUCUUACUUCUUGAACCAGCGACAGUCACCGUACCGUCCGGUCCGCGGCGUACACACCCUGCUAGUGCCUCCGCCACAGGCUUCUAUUCAGAACCCUGCUCGCAACAUCUCCUACGACCAGAUGCACUACCACCCUCUCGGUCGUCCAAUGACUGACCGUCGAGCUGGUCCCCUGCCGUACAUGGACCACAGCGCGUGGCCCGAGCAGCACCAGUUCAACCAACUCCCCGUCCCUCAGCAGCCGGUCUUCCGUUGA